AUGGUAUUUAUCGAAGACCCGAGGAUGAUUUUUGCGGAUAUGCGGCUACAUGCCACCAGCACCCCUACAACCACCCCCAUUCACGCCGACUUACACGGUGAUGUCGAUGCCCCAGAUCUCAGUGGUGAUGACAGGAGUAUCGCAAGUGACGUCCACGAUGCUCACGAGGCUAUCUUGGACCACGAUUCCAUGGACUCUGACCGCGGGGCUCUCAAUCUGGUUACAGAUGUGUCACAGCGGAAUAGCAGCGGUGGUACCAGUGGGAGUGCAUCAUCCCCGAGUUCCGGGGUGAGCAGUCAGCUAACCGGAAGCCACGCUGGUACUGGAAAUUCCCCGGCAACGUUGGCGGCCCAAUUGGUCAGCCAGCAGUUGCUGAUGCACGGAUCUCUUGGCGCUUUGAGCUCCCAAGAAAUUCAGGCACUGGCAUCGACUCUCCAGCAGCAACAAUCGCUCCAGCAAUCGCUGCAGCAGCAUCUCCAGCAGAUCGCAAUGUUCCAGCAAGCUAAUCCGGCGACGGGUCAACUUCCUGCACAAGCGCAGUUUUUCUUACAAAAUCAGGUACAACAGGCUGUGGCACAAGCGGCCCAACAGCUCCAAGCAUUGCAAAAACAGCAGACACUGCAAGGUAGCAAUAUUGUAGGCCGCAAUGUCACUCAGCAAAGAUCUCCGCCGCCACCUGGUACCCCACCGGCCGUUAAGCCACCGACUACAAGGCUAGAACCGUCGCCCGAAGAGACAACAGAUCUCGAAGAGUUGGAGCAAUUUGCCAAGACGUUCAAACAGAGGCGUAUUAAACUCGGCUUUACUCAAGGAGACGUCGGUCUUGCCAUGGGAAAACUCUACGGGAACGAUUUUUCUCAAACGACUAUCUCAAGGUUUGAAGCGCUGAAUCUCUCGUUCAAAAAUAUGUGUAAAUUAAAACCUCUGCUGCAAAAAUGGCUCGAAGAUGCCGACAACUCGCUGAACAACCCUAACUCGCUGUCGAAUCCGAUGACAACCCCCGAAGCGAUCGGAAGACGAAGGAAAAAACGGACCUCUAUUGAGACGAGCGUUCGGGUCGCUUUGGAAAAGGCUUUUUUGCAAAAUCCCAAACCGACGUCUGAGGAAAUCACUAUUCUUGCCGAUAGUUUAGCCAUGGAGAAAGAAGUCGUCAGAGUGUGGUUUUGCAAUAGGCGACAAAAGGAAAAGCGAAUCAACCCACCAACAGCCGCAAUGGGAAGCCCGACAAUGCCAUCAUCGGCGCCCUCGGUAUUUGCUUCAUUGGCGAGUUCGAUGUCUGCAAGCCCCUUGGCACUAACCACCCACUCAUCGGGAAUGUCAGGACACCCGCACUCGACGCCUCUUGGUUCACCUUUGCCGUUGGCGCUGGUCGCAUCCGCGGGGGGGAAUUAUCAUAGUCUAAAUAACAAAUCUCACGAGUGA
Molecule: messenger RNA, 1422 nt
Organism: Cotesia congregata
Lineage: Eukaryota; Metazoa; Arthropoda; Insecta; Hymenoptera; Braconidae
Source: the annotation of a GenBank genome assembly